GCAAAGUUCCUGCCUUGAAAUAUUCAAGAUGGCGUCGUCUGUAGACAUGGUGAGACACUACGCGGCGGCGACGCGUUGCUGGCGGAUUUAACUCGGUAAUUUCCAGCAUACCAUGGGCUUAUUCCAGCAGCAGCCAUGUCAAGAAUUCGAAAUGGACAAUUGCCACUGCCGGCUGGAUGGGAAGAGGCCAGGGAUUACGACGGGAAGAUUUACUUCAUCGACCACAACACGAGAAAGACGUCGUGGGUUGACCCGCGCGACAGAUUAACCAAGCCACAGACUUUUGCUGACUGCAUUGGAGACGAGUUGCCUUUCGGCUGGGAGGAGGCGUAUGAUCCUGUUUUGGGCAUUUACUUCAUAGACCACCUCAACCAGACCAAUCAGAUAGAGGACCCUCGCGUGCAAUGGCGUCGGGAGAAAGAAAUGAUGCUGCGUGAGUACCUGACCACGCAGACGGACGAGGAGGACUCACGGGCCAAGCAGGAGAUCUGCAAUGUCAAGCAACAGCGACUGCAGCUGGCUGAGAACGAGGUUCAACAUUUGAAUGAUGCACUCAGCGGCUGGCAGUCCAAAACAAGCCUAAAUUCCAACAGUUCCACUGGCAGCACCCGCUAUGACCCCGACCAACUGAAGGUGGAGGUGGCCAGUGCCAAGGCCAGGGUGGCUCAGAUCCGGAAUGAGCUGGAACACAUGAAGGCGCAGGUCUACCUGCCAAGCCAGGAGUACAGAGGAAAUGAAAAGGCUUGCAGCAGCCCAGAGAUUCGCUUCCAUUCCGAGGAUGGGGGACAGUACACUGAGACUCCUUCCCAUGUCCCGACUGUGAUCUACCAGCAGCACCGGCUCAACACCACGCUGCAGAGUGACCUGCCUGGCCACUUCCAUUACAUGGGCGGGGGGAGGCUGGCCGAGAAGGAGCGGAUAAGGAUGAAAUACGAAGAUGCCCAAAGGAGGAUGUGUCUAUUGCAGAUCCAGAUAGCGGAGCUGGACGACCAGAAUCCUUCCGGCCAGAACGAGGCUGAAAAGGACAGGCUGCUGCUUAUAUCGGAGAAGGAGGAGCUGUUGCGGGAGCUGAGGAGCGCCUACCAGCACAAACGCAGCCCCGAGGAGAGGCGACAGAUAGAGGCUGAGAAACAAGCCCUGAUCCAACAGAUCACCGAGUCCAAAGAGGAGGUCACAAGGGUGCUACAUAACAGAAUAAAACUGCAAGAGAAGAAAGACCAGCUGAACCAGCAGCUAGCUGAGGUCACCCGGGAAGCUAUGCAACUAGAAUCCCAGCUGAAAAGUGUGUCCGUCAGCACGCUAUCGUCGAGCUCAAGUCGGGGAUCCCUCAGUGCUUCCAGUCGGGGCUCGUUAGCGUCCAGCAAAGGAUCCUUGAACAGCGCCCUCAGCUACCCUGAUAUCUACGUGCCACCAUCGCAGUAUUCUAUGGAUCUUAACAUGAAGGACAUACAGCAAAAGGUGGACGCCUUGUUCCAUGAAAGCAUGGAGGGUCCGGGCUCCUUGGCUUCCAGCUCUCCCCACCACGUCCAUCCCACUCCUGCCACUGUCAUGCCAGUGCCCGGCGCGGCCGACCCCAACCACAAGUCCAUGACCUCGCUUUCCUCCCGCUCUUCCCUCUCCUCCAUGUCUCCACCCUCCUCACCGGGCCACGCCCACCUGAACGGCGACGUGGUGGUGAUGGCGACGCGCUAUGAUGGCCUGCCUCCCGCCUACCUGGAUCACCUGAGCAGUGUCCAGCAGCGGCAGAAGCAGAAUAUUGCUGGGUACCUGCGCACCCAGGGCCUGGAGGAAGAGCAGCUGGUGUGCUCGCUGUCGCAGCUGGCACUGAAUGGUGGUGCCGACCCUUCGCUCCUGCAGGUGGCCCAGUCGCUGCAUGGGCCAGGGCCCGAGGGCGGAGUAAUUGGCGGAGGAACCGGCAUUGCAGUGGGCGGGCGGGGGCUGUCACGGCUCAACAUGGACCCUAAGAUUCCAGUCUCCGAGUACAACAUGGAAAUGCUUGGAAACACACCUCUGAGUCCAAUCAGCGAAGGCAUUGCUGGUGUCAAUCUGCAACGUCUUCAGGGUCAGUCCACAGUAGCAGCUAGAAGCGUAUCCGCAGCAGUGUCUGAUGAAUCCGUGGCAGGAGACAGUGGAGUGUACGAAGCAUCACAUAAAAGGUCGGUGGAGUCAGACUGUGACACCUUCCUGAGCGGCAUCUCCACUCUCAACUGUGGCCAGAUCCUGCUGACUCUUCAGUACCUGUCAAGUGAGGGCGUGCUGGUGGUUGCCCUGGAGCAGCUGCGACACAUCCGGGAGAUGCUGCCCACCGAUUGCACCAAAUUCUACAUCAAAGGAGACAUCCUGCCCUGCCCACCCAAUGCCAACCUGAGCUUCAAGACGGACGACAUUGAGGACACGAGCAUCAGGGUACUAGGCCAGACUGUUAGCUUGCCCAUCAUGGAGAAUAAGAUUGGCACCAAGACGCUGCAGCUGUUUGUCUGGAGCGUGGGCGACAUGCAGCGGGAAGAGUGCGUGGGAGGAACCAGGAUAAGCCUGGCUGACCUGAACCUGCGCCACUCGGCCAAGUCCCAGUGGCACAACAUUGUCAACUUCAAGAUCCUCCAGAUGGAAACCCAACGCUACGCCGCUGCCAGUACACCCUCCGAACCCAGUCACCAGUCAGGGGAGCUAUUCGCAUCCCGAGCACGGCGAGCAUCAGUUGGUGACCAGCCCUCCACCGAAAACAAUCCCCCACCACCGGCACCCGACAGCACCUCCAGCACGACAGACACGAGAUUUCGAUCCUCUUCAUUUGACAACUCAUUCAUCAACCGGCAUCGCAACCUGACCACCAUCGCUGUUAGCAUCAACGAUGACCGGUCCAGCCACACCCACUCCUCCUCCUUCCCCAACUCGGCCGCCCAGCCCCAGCCUUCCCGGGGCACCCUCCCCACCCUCAGCUCCGCCCAGUUCCCGGCCGACCGGGAAGCCCGGCUGGAGAUGCUGCGGAGCAGUCUGCGGGGGGCGGAGCCCCGGCUCACUGUCCCCCAUGGGAGGGCUCCCUCGCUGUCCCGGUCCAAGACGUUCAACGCGGGCCAGCCGCCACAAAAACAGUACAUAUGCAAACUUAAUCGUAGCGAUAGUGAUAGUGCCAUGGCCCUUCAGAGGAGGGCUCCGUUCUUGAGGAACUCACUUGAGAGAAGAAGUCUCAGAUGGAAACAGCCAACCAGUCUGUCCAGCAAGCGGUCAUUCCACCAGAGGUCACCCAGCGACCUGGAGGUCAGUCUGCAGGUGUCUAAAGAGCGACAGGCCCAGAUACGGGAGGAGAUCGAGAGGUUGAAGGAGAUCAAGCGGUGUGUGGAGCAGGCCAGUGCUAGAGAUGAAGACAGUCCUCUGCAUUCCUCCUCCAACAAUGGCGACAUCCUGCGGAGACUCAUCGAAAUUGCCGAGAAAGGCGCACACGGCCAGCAACGCAACGCCACACAGCCAGUGACCUCCCAAACAUCUAGUCCCGUACAAAGAUCGGCAACAUUCAGCUAAACAGCCAGAAUUGUUGUGUAAUUCAACCAGUAAGCAUUUUAAAAUGAUAAUAUUUAUAUAUGUAUGAAAGCAUUUUUUUCUAUUUCCAGAAUGUCAAUUUUUCUUGUAGUUCACAGUCACAUAUAUCCAAAGCGCUCGACGUUUUUCCUCGUGUAACUUUCAAAAAAUAACAAUUUCAGAUGAUUUGUAGAUGUACCUAUUUUCAGUGUUGAAUAUUCAUUCGUGCAUAUUGUAUUUUAACGAUGUGAAAUGACCAAGGGGUUGUUUACUUAAGGACAUUUUAUGCAGAUUUUUUAUGGAAGCCGAUAAUGCUACAGACGUGGCCUAACAAUAUGUCUUUCUUAUCAUCUGACCCCUCUUCUCGGCCAGAUUGUAUGCAGCUCUUUAUGCAUAAAAACUUGCAAGAAUAAAACGUGCUCUGCCAGAGAAAAAAAACAUCGGCUAUAUUUACAUAAUCAAAGAUGAAUCGAUUUGCCGAUAUAAUCGGUGAAUUGUUUGAGAAGGCCGUAUGUGGUGCUGUUGUUUUCACCCUGUGUCUGCAUUGUUUUAGUUGUUCCUGACUCUCCACAAUAUGUGCUAUGUAUCUGACCCCCCCCCCCAAGUUGGUUUACAUCAUACUGUCAAGAUGUUUUCUUGCUUGAAAACACCUGAUGAAACAUCGUGUGGUAUUCAGGCUUAUUCCGUCAUCUUUACUAGCUGCAGUGCAACAAAUGGCCCACUGAAAAACCAAAUGUGGUUCACUAUGCAAAUAUUUGAGUGCCUCUGUGUUCUGCGCAUGUGGAAGGGAAAUUUAAAAAAAAACAGGUUUUUCCGUGAUCCUCAAACUGAAAGCCCAUAAGAAUUUCACUCAUUGCCAAUGCGCACAUGUGUAUGUAGUCCUUAUUUCUGAUGCUGAAAAGAAGCAUUCGAGUCAAGGGUCAACUAUAGAGUACCGAAGUGUGGCGGUUCACAUGCUGGUUCUCGUGUUUAUCGUCUUUCGCAUACACGUAAUUGUGCGCAUGACAUGUUCACUCCGGUACCCUGUUGCCGCUGUAUAUCCCCAGUGGUUCCGCUGUUUGGAGUAAGGAAUUCUGACCUCAGUUUGAGCAGCACUUGCAAUUGGUGUUGGCCAUUCUAUCCUCAAAGUUGGCAUAUGCUGUUGCCUAUGGGCCUCGAGCUGGACCAAGAGAGGGUGCUAUUUUCUCAGCAAGGGAGAGCUCAUUUGGUCAGAACUGAACUUCGCUGGUUCACGAACGACUAGGAAAUGCACGUGUCACAGAUGCAUUGUGACCAACAAAAUGGACGCUCCCGACCAGCGCGGCUCUUUUCAACCACUGAGGAGGCAAUUCUGUGGGAGGCGGAUUGUGUGAAAAACAAUUACAAGAUUUGCAAAUCCUAUAUUUUAACAUUGCCAGUUUGCAGUUCUUUUAAUUAAUGAAGCGUCUUUGCUUCUGAGUGACACCGGCAUUGUCAGUGCUAAUGUUCUCUGAAAAUUUGGAGGUUUUUUCAAACUGAGGAAUUACAAUGUAUCACCCAGUCUUCUUGUCCAUCAAGCCCAGAUUAUCAGGCCAGUCACUAAAUACAUGGUGUGCCCUAUUGAAUUUGCCUGAGAAAUCCCAGAAACUGUUUUGUUUCAAACUUGGUUUGGAUGGUUAUACACAUUGUUGAAUUCAGGUUGUGUCAUCUUUGGUCCAAUUUAAGUCAGAAUGACAUGUUAAUUUCUGUUUCUUUUCUUUUGUUUUCUUGUUUGAUCACACUUUGCUUGGUUUUAUGUAUUGUGAUUUGACAAGUUCAUGAGUGGAAAGUUUGUGGGAAAAAAAACUUUCCCUUCAGCGCUUCAUUCAAUUUCAACCAUUGACAAAAUCUUUGGAAAGUCUAAUUAUUGUUUUUAGUACCAGUAUACUUGAUGUACUGUUACACAUGUAUGUACACUAAGGAAACAUUGUGUGGCUGCUAGAUAUAACACUUGUGUAACACCAGAGUCUUUAGUAUAGACCCAACUAGGAGGUCAUGAUGCCUCAUGUUCCUGAGCAAGAUACUUUAUCACAAUUGUCCAUAAGGAACACACUUUACUGUGAUUGUACUUGUGUAAAAUACUUCAGUGUUACAGUGUUUGCCAUUAGCAAAUGGGAGAAUAGGUCUGUGUACUGACAUCACACUUCAUUGAUGUGCACUCUCCUAUGGGCCAGUUGGGGCCCAUUGUCCAUAGGAAAGCACACACAUAACAAAGUGUGGCAUCAUCAGUACAGGAGUCUAUUGGUAAUCACUUGUGGGUUGUGCUUGCUUCUAAGAAAUCUUCAGUCAUAAGACUGACUCAAGGUAUGUUGCUGCCUGUAUGCUUGGGUUGAUAUUCAAAGCUACCUUAGUUGCGAGUAAGUCAGGAUUAUUUGGGUUUUUUAAAAAUGAAUUGGCCCUCCAACACUGACUAUUGGUUUGUGUCAUGUUUAUAUAGCUUCAAAAUGUUUGUUGGAAUUAUUUUUGUUGUGCUCAAAAACAUUCUACACAAUGAAACGCAACUUGCUAAGGAUUCCACUGAAGAGCAUGCAUAACUGUAUGUAACCUUGUGGUACCUUUUUUCCUGGUUCAAAAUUCAUUUUGAUUGGAUGUGAUACCUUGCGUCAAUCUCUUUCACAAACUUCAAUUAUGGACUGGGGCGUAACCUCCAAAUUGGACAGUGUAUUUUCAAAAAAAAAUGAACAGAAAUGUCGGCAUUACUACUCUACAGUUACUUCCCUGGUUUUUACGCUGGUAUCUGUUAUACUGAUAGCUUCAACUUGGGCAGGACUCUCUCAGAUCUUGAAGCCAAAGCUCUCCCUUUCAAACUGCCCAAUUUAUGAAACUUGAAAUGUAGUCCUGCCCCUUUAAUCAUGAACCACCACUUCAUGUUAGUUAUCGUGACGGAGAUAAACUGGUAAGCCCAACAUGGGUCUGCUUAUGGAAGCCAUGUAUGUUUCAAAGUAACAUGUUACUGAUGAAAGGCACUCAUUGGUUGAUGGACUGAUUAUGCAAGCUAAGUCGUUAGACCUAUCCGCCCCGAGCUGAAGUGCACCCCCAGUCGGUGAAGGAAAGACAGGUGGUUACAAGCAGGUUCUCGCAAACGUUCUGUGUGUACGCGAAGACCCUACAUGCCGGAGUAAAUUAGUUAUGCGUACUCAGUGUGCGCCAUGUCAAAUGCGCCUAUGCAGUGAGUACCAAAAAACGCCCUCUUUUGUUAUGCUUGGAGCGGAUAGUGGGUAUCAAACUUCAACAAACAUGGCGUCCUUCCAUAGCAACGUGUCAUAUUAAGUGUUGUAUACCAAAAACAAUGCUGAUUUUCGGUAUAGUGUCGAGCACAUCGGUAGUCUGAGAAUUUCAUUGACCAUCGGCUUUAUUUUUGGUAAAUAACACUUAUGACAAACUUUUCUAUGGGAGGACGCUAUGUUUGCUGCUGUUUGAUUCCCACUAAAGGUCUAUUGCCUUGUAUGUUAGCAGUGCAUCUUGUGUAUACACCUAAUGGCGUGUUCAUGCAUUCGCCACAUAGCUGUAGCUGAUACAUUCUACAUGUGAUAUUGCUUCUUUUUUAAAUUAGAUUUUGUUUAUACAUAUGUAUGUUCCCCAAACAUAAGAAAUUGUUGAAAUUGUUUAUGACGAGCAAAUUGAACAGUAUUAUCAUAAUUCUUAGUAUGCUGCUAUUUAUUGCUCGUCAUUUUUGUAAAAGCUUUGUAAAGAGUGAUACUUUAAUGUGCAAAACGCUAUUUUCCAAUACACUUACUGGUAGAUAGUGUAUUAUAUUGAAAGGCAUUUGUUGCUCAUGCUAUAUUUUCUGAAUGAUAGAUUUUAUGCUGAAUUUGGGAUUCAAUUCUAAGUUGUCAUUUUUUUUUGUUUUAAUUGGAUAUUUUCGGAGCAGUAUUGUGGUCUAGUUAAGUAAAGUGUUGGCAAAUCAUUCACGGAAAAUCCACUGGGCUUUAAAGAUUAUUUCUAAGAAAAAAAUAAGCAAAAUGGAAUAUUUAAAUGAUCUUUCUUGUAACUUCAGAUUUAUAAGUCAACAUGUCAUCAAUGUUACAUGAAGCUAUUUUUUUGAGUUAAUGUAUGAAUUAAAACAAUGCUAUUAUUUUAUAUA
Acanthaster planci (crown-of-thorns starfish) is the source of this 7597-nucleotide messenger RNA. RefSeq names its product protein KIBRA-like. Lineage: Eukaryota; Metazoa; Echinodermata; Asteroidea; Valvatida; Acanthasteridae. The record is from RefSeq and is a predicted model, not a curated record. Gene Ontology annotation, cellular component: cytoplasm. Gene Ontology annotation, molecular function: molecular adaptor activity; kinase binding. Gene Ontology annotation, biological process: regulation of DNA-templated transcription; negative regulation of organ growth; regulation of hippo signaling.